AUGGAUCAUACAGAACAAAGCCAGUGUACAUGGACAGUUCACGGCGGUCUCCGAGUAUCAGCCAAAUCGUGUUGCGACAAUGAAGACGUCGUCUUGUGUCGGACAGAUGCGGAGAGAGGCCGCCACAUGCUCUUGGCCUUCAACUCGAUAUGUGCAAUCAUCUGUAUCGGAUUGAUUCCAAUAGUCUGUUAUCAGAGGAAACGGCAACAUGAGGCUCGUGGCUGGGCUCUAAUGGAGCUGUUUCUCAUCGGUGCCUCCAUCCUCUACUCGGUCCUUUUUCUCGAUUUCGUUGCACCGCCCGAGUACGGUUGUUGCGUGGCAGUGUGGCUUCGUCAAAUCGGAUUCUCGAUUUUUUAUGGAUCAAUUGUGCUCAAAAUUUAUAGGAAUCUCCAAGAGUACCGAGUACGAAAAGCGCAACAUGUGUCAGUUCGAGAGCAGGAUAUGCUGAAAUACCUCGCUGCCAUGCUAGCCUUGACGAUAACUGGUCUCAUGGCUUGGACUGUCGGCUCGUGGGGUGACACUGCGUUGUGGAGAACCGCGUGGCCACAAUGUUUGAUGCAGGGAUGGCAUGUGAUAUGGCAUGGAUACGAGUUGCUUUUCCUGCUCUAUGCAGUUAGAUUAUGCUAUAAAGCGAGAAAUAGUGACUGGUUGGAGCGGUGGCAGUUCACGGUGGCUGUGUGCUUAGAGGCAGUCAUCACAUUGAUGGCUAACUUGAUUAGGUAUUCUAUUCGAAAUUCUGGACGGGCGGAUACAUUAUUCAUUGUAUCUUUUGUUCAUCUUCAAUUAACGGUUUCGGUGAAUAUUGUUAUCAUUGUGGCUCCUAAAUUUUAUUUGUCAAAUGGUGAGCCGAGUCGACGAUCAAUGACACUAGGUGGUCACUCGGGACGUGCUCAUCCGUCGUUGGCGAAACUUCGUGAUAAUAUUCUAAACGGAACAAUCGACUUUGCGGAAGUUCCCAUCGUUGACAUGAAUCCCGAAGAUAUUCGGGCAGAGCUAAAGCGUGUCUACACGCAACUACGCAUGUACAAGUUGAAGAAUUUGUAUCAAGACAAUCCGCAUAUUUCAAAAAAGCGAGGAGGCAAGAAGUGGAGCGAUAAGAACACGAAGGCGGCACGCCGAAUCUCGAUACCGUCGUGUUCGCCGCAAACAAAACGGAUAGAGGAGGACGAGAAGAGUGAUCUGACAGUGGAGUCGUCGCCACACAACAUCUAUUUAAGCAAUUUCAAAGGAGUAAAUGUGAAUAACAUUGAGCAACACAAUUCAGUUCGGGUCUAG
This is a messenger RNA of Caenorhabditis remanei, 1275 nucleotides long. RefSeq lists its product as uncharacterized. Gene Ontology annotation, biological process: G protein-coupled receptor signaling pathway. Lineage: Eukaryota; Metazoa; Nematoda; Chromadorea; Rhabditida; Rhabditidae. Gene Ontology annotation, cellular component: membrane. Bases 1 to 1275 code for a protein of 424 amino acids. Gene Ontology annotation, molecular function: G protein-coupled receptor activity. The record is from RefSeq and is a predicted model, not a curated record. The transcript is spliced from 8 exons.